GCUGGGACUUCAAUAAUAAUGGGAAAACAUGGAUGGAUCAUGAAAUUGACUGCUCUACGUUUCUUCUUGGGCGGCAUUGAAAAUUACAUUAUUGCACCUACAGCAUGGUACUACGUCAGAUCGUUUGGUCAAAGCAAGUUUUUCUUGGCUUUAGUCCUAAUUUCGUUCAACAUUGGGGCUAUCAUUGCUGGACCUCUAUUUGGAUUCCUAACCGAUCGAUUUGGAAAUCCCAGGUUUAUAUUUAUUUGUUCUAAUGUACUCAAGUUCGUCGCUAGUGUGAUGUACAGUAUUAAUCUGAGUGCAUAUUUCCCCCUUUUUGCAAGGUUAAUAACAGGAUUAGAUGGGGGUUUGGCAAUCCUCCUGGGACAAAUUGCAUUACAGAUCGACGAAGAAAGUCGUGGAAAAAGCUUUCUAUUCUUUGAAAGUGUGUACUGUCUUGGUUCUGCAAUUAGUCCUGGAAUUGGAAGUUUUAUCUCAUUUCGCAUCAAUAUACUUGGUUGGGAUAUAAAUGAGGGCAAUUCACCUGGAAUUGUGUUGGCAAUAAUAUGGCUUCUUUUCCUUAUUUUUUCACUGUUCAUACCUGGAACUAUGUGGGUGGAGACAGGUACUCGUAUUGAGGAAUUGAACUUUAAUAUUAGUGCCUAUGAAGAUGAAAAAAGAUCCAGUGAGUACGAUCAAGAUGGCGGCCAAAGAUUGAGUGAAGACUAUAGUUCAGAGAAGAAGCCUAGAAUAAUGUGGGAUUCAAGAAUGUUUUGCUUGUUAUUCCUGAUAUUCACCAACAUGGGAUUUUCAAGUACGUCCACAUUUUAUGCACCUAUAUUGGCGUUGGAUUAUUUACAUCUAAAACUUAUUCACACCAAGUUGAUAUUCCUGAACUGCACCAUAUUUACACUUCUGGUCUUUACCUGUUUUCAUAUGUUGAAGAACGAAAACUCUUUGCAAUUGCCUUGUUAAUGCAACUUUUUUCCAUCUCAUUUCUCACUUAUCUGGCUUUCUCCUGGGGUCACGUAACUGAUGUUCAAUACUAUAUUUUACUUUUAUACGUUUGUCUGGGUAUGCCAUAUUUUGCGUAUCCUUUCGGAAAUUCAAUUAUUUCAAAGAUCACCGACCCUCAGUUUGCGACACGUAUUCAAGGAUUAUCCUUAGCAACUACACAUAUCUCCUUUGUAAUAUGUCGGGUUGUUGUCAGUUUUGUGUUCACCAAAACGAGUUUGAUAUAUUUCUGUUUUGCCUUGAUUAUCUUGUGGUUGGUUGGUAUUAUAUGGUAUGGUAUGCUUUACAAAAGAAUGGCUCUCCGUGACUAAAGGAAUAUUUAUGUUGGAUAUUAAAG
Messenger RNA from Paramuricea clavata, 1330 nucleotides. The record is from the annotation of a GenBank genome assembly. Lineage: Eukaryota; Metazoa; Cnidaria; Anthozoa; Malacalcyonacea; Plexauridae.